Messenger RNA from Galdieria sulphuraria, 1165 nucleotides. RefSeq lists its product as uncharacterized. The record is from RefSeq and is a predicted model, not a curated record. NCBI's taxonomy places the organism in Eukaryota, Rhodophyta, Bangiophyceae, Galdieriales, Galdieriaceae. The transcript has a single exon. The coding region runs from base 29 to 1066 and encodes 345 amino acids.
AUUGGAUCAAUUCAGUUAGUGGAUUCCCAUGUCUUGCUUUUCACUUUUUAUUUCUUCUACUUUUCAAAACCAACAAUGUAUCCAUAGUUUUAUUUCCUUUAACAAGUUAAAAAAAGUAGACCACUCACCUUCAUCAUCUUUCAACUGUUUUUCUAAGGCUGGUUGGACUCCUUCUACUGGAACGGUCAAGGAUUUUGUGACCAAACGAGCCAUUUACACUCUUUGCUACUAUUUUAGUGAGUUGCAUGACGAAUUUUCUAGAACAUGGUUACUUGAGUUUGAAAAUUUUGGCAACCGAGGUGAACUUCGAGACGGCUCUUAUGCUUACCUGUUGAGACUAUUCAAGUCGCCUAUGCAUAUUUUUGAAAUUUCAAGUGGACCCGACCCACGUUAUCAUUCGUAUAGUCGUAAGUUUGAAAUAGAAAUAAGUCCUUCUUCUAUAGCCAUUCGACUGAUGAGAGUACGAGAACAAGUAGCAGCAGAAUGUGCUAGUGACUUGGCUUUGGUAUCUGCAGAAAAUUUGGAAAUCAACAGACAGCAAAUGGAGCUGUCACUCAAUGUGGGUGCUGAUUUGGAGCCAUUGCGUAGUUUAAUUUUUGAGAAUGAUCCUUUUACUUCGGAUUCCACCCCAUUGAGAACGGAAACGUAUCGUAGGUUACAAGCAUUGUUAACUGAAGCUGCUGUAUGUGAAUAUCUCGCGGAGCUUCGUGAGACAAGUUAUCAUGACUAUCUAUGGUUAAUGGAAUAUCGUGAUGCAGCCAAAUUAUUUGGAAAAUAUAGGAAACACCAAGAAAAGUUUUCAUCUGGAUAUCCUUAUCUAUGGAGUGGAGAAUAUAACAAGCAAGGGUUUCUCUUCAAUAUGUUGCGUUUGGCUCCUAUUCAAAGAACCCAUCCUGUCAAGUGGAUAUAUCCCAAUCAAAUUGCUCAUCGUUUAAUGGAACUUCGUCUGGAAGUCGGUGAAAGAUGGAUACAAGAACUCCAGUCCAUUCCUAGUGAUCAUCAGAAAUUGAUCUAUUCUCAUCUAGAAUCCAGUAUUCCUUCUUCUACUUCAGAAGAAGACGAAUAGAUGGUUAGGGAUUGUUGUGAAUAGAAGGAAUAGAGAGAAAGGUUAUUAUUGUGUGUUGUAUAUAUAUAUAUAUGCAUAGAAUACAUACAUUUGUUUGAA